Molecule: messenger RNA, 402 nt
Organism: Fraxinus pennsylvanica
Lineage: Eukaryota; Viridiplantae; Streptophyta; Magnoliopsida; Lamiales; Oleaceae
Source: the annotation of a GenBank genome assembly
AUGUGUGGUGACAUUAUGAGGACUGGAAGCAGAGUUGAUAGGGAUGUCAUCAUUAGGCCUCAAGAAGGUGAUUGUGGAAUUGUAAAUGUCAAUAUUCCAAUAAAUGGAGCUGAGAUUAGUGGGGCUUUUGGGGGAGAAAAAGCUACAGGAGGUGGCCAAGAAGCUGGAAUACAAUCACUUAUGGGAAUAAAUUGCCUUUGGCACAAGGAAUUAACUGUGGGUAGUGAAUUCACUUUUUGCUCAGAGAAUAAUCGACUGUGUCAGAAUCAACAAGCUGUUCAAAAAUCUUGUACAAUCAGUUAUCCUGCUGUACAACUAUGCCAGAAUCUGGGAAUAGCUUCUUGUCUGGGGUUUGUAACUCGUCCUGGAAAUAUUUCGAAUUCAGUUAUCUGCAGAACAUAA